This is a messenger RNA of Mixia osmundae IAM 14324, 1995 nucleotides long. RefSeq lists its product as uncharacterized. Gene Ontology annotation, biological process: lipid metabolic process. Lineage: Eukaryota; Fungi; Basidiomycota; Mixiomycetes; Mixiales; Mixiaceae. Gene Ontology annotation, cellular component: membrane. Bases 338 to 1876 code for a protein of 512 amino acids. The transcript is spliced from 4 exons. The record is from RefSeq and is a predicted model, not a curated record. Gene Ontology annotation, molecular function: oxidoreductase activity, acting on paired donors, with oxidation of a pair of donors resulting in the reduction of molecular oxygen to two molecules of water.
CAGACUGUCCUCAGGGUCAGACCAAUCUUGGGGACGGCACGAUCGUGUACUUCAGCCUGCCUCGUGGGCUGUAAAUGUCGUGAGAGGCAAUGAAAAGCGGUUGUUUGCCGCUCAAAUCGUAUAUCACUGAGCCUUGCCGCACGGUAGAGCCCAGCGCACUUUAUACAUGCAGUCCCUGCUGCUGAUUAUACAUCGUGAAAUACACUGCUGAGGGAGAACGGCAUCUAGCUCGAGGAGGCUCGAGGAGGUUUCCACGUGGCGCGUGGCAAGCCGCGCCUACAGGAUUCCAAAGUCCAGCGAAAUCGCAACGACUGUCAACAGCUGAAGACGCCGCAAGAUGCUGACGGGCGAGCUCCAGACGCUCAGCCGCGACCAGAUCGCUUUUCUGAUCGCCCAAGGACAUGUGCUGGUCUUGCACCGACAGCUUGUCUAUCGGUUGAAUGCCUGGCUUGCGCGACAUCCUGGCGGACCCCUUGCGAUUCUGCAUUUUGUCGGCAGAGAUGCUUGCGACGAGAUAGAAGCAUACCAUCCAGAGCCGACGCUCCGAAGGAUGCGUCACUUUGUCGUUGGCAAGGUCGACGCGAGCGAGUACACUGACGAGCUCGGCUGGAAACCACUUGUGCCGCCAGUACAAAGCUUGGCAUGGUCAGGCAAGGCCGAUGCGUACCAGUCAACGCCCACCUUCGCAGCCUCAUUGGCACAGUACGAACGUCGCGGUGCCGGAGACUCCACGCCAGUGCCGCCCCAGCUCGAGCCAGAGGCGCCUCGCAGUUCGAUCAGCCCAGAGCGCGAACACAAGAUCUCGCUAGCCUAUCGCGCUCUCCACGACCAAGUCAUUGCUGCUGGACUAUACGAUCCAAAGCCGCUGAAGAACUAUCGCUGGGAGCUCCUUCGCUACGGCGCAUUGUUUGCCAGCUUUGUCUACUUCUAUACAACCGCGACCGCGACUUGGCAAUAUCUGCUUUCGGCCUUCAGUCUCGGCCUGUUCUGGCAUCAAGUGACCUUUGUCGUGCACGAUGCCGGUCAUAUGGAGAUCACAGGCAGCCACCGAUGGGAUCGUUUGCUGGGCAUCUGCAUCGCCGAUUUCAUUGGCGGCCUGAGUGUCGGAUGGUGGUGCGAUAACCAUGAUGUGCAUCAUAUCGUGACCAACGAUACCCAGCACGAUCCUGAUAUCCAGCAUAUGCCAUUCUUUGCCAUCUCGCCCAACUUUUUCAAGAGCAUGCGGAGCACCUACUACGAUCGUAUCAUGGAAUACGAUGCUCCGGCACGCUUCUUCGUCAGCAUACAGCAUAAACUCUACUUCCUCGUUAUGAUGUUCGGUCGCUUCAAUCUGUUCGCACUUUCGUAUACCUUCUUGGCCACCAAAGCGCCUCGUGGCUUCUAUCGCAAUCUAGAGAUGACCGGAAUCGCAUUCUUCUGGAUCUGGUUCUCACUGCUGCUCAAAGGAAUCCCGACGACCGGUCUACGGAUCGCCUUUGUCAUGGUGGCUUUCGCUACGACAUCACCCUUACAUGUCCAAAUCGUAUUGAGCCACUUUGCAAUGUCUACAGAGGACGUCGGACUGUACGAGAGCUUCGCAAGCCGACAGAUCCGGACUACGAUGGAUGUCGAGUGUCCAGCCUAUCUCGACUUUCUCCAUGGAGGUCUACAUAUGCAAGUCACCCAUCAUCUCUUCCCACGCCUGCCGCGACACAAUCUGCGGGCUGCCAACGCGCUCGUACGUCAGUUCUGCAAGGAUCAAGAUCUGCGAUACCAUAUCUAUACCUUUUCGGAAGGCAACUCGCGCGUAUUGGGCGUCUUGCGAGAUGUCGCCAACCAAGUCGAGGUCAUGACAAAGGUCGCAUCCGCACACGCAAAAGGUGAGAUUGAGCAUUAGACGGCUUGCGCAGGAUUCUGUAUGUCUGUUGUAAUGAUGCGCUUCACUCUGCUAGCAUUCGACGGAUGGCGGUGCUGCCGAUCUUGAGAUUCUUCAAAUCCUCUGCGCUACUGUCGUCA